Papaver somniferum (opium poppy) is the source of this 2476-nucleotide messenger RNA. Its product is annotated as glutamate receptor 2.9-like. The coding region runs from base 1 to 1497 and encodes 498 amino acids. Lineage: Eukaryota; Viridiplantae; Streptophyta; Magnoliopsida; Ranunculales; Papaveraceae. Gene Ontology annotation, cellular component: plasma membrane. The record is from RefSeq and is a predicted model, not a curated record. Gene Ontology annotation, molecular function: glutamate-gated receptor activity. The transcript has 6 exons.
AUGAUCACAUAUUUUGAAUGCAAUCCUGCGUGCAGUGAGCGAAAUAAAGCCGCCGUCAAUGGAGAUCAGCAUGCAGCAGAAACUGUAGAUUUUGGUGAUUCACCUCCACUGGUUGAGAAUUCUCCAUCAAUAAUGGGUUACGGAGACGUCACCCCACAGAAUGGCAACUUUAAUACAGCAAGAAGAAACUCUACAACAUUGAGUGCUGAUUACGAUAUAGAUAUUGGAUAUUUUACACCUACAUCAGAAGGUGAUAGUACAGAAUUUGGAAAUUCUACGCCAGGAGAUGACGAUUCCGUUCUCUUCAUUCCUUUAAUCAAUCCUGCACAAGGAAGUAUGUCUAUGGUAUUGAAAGUAUUUGAAAUGGGAUCCAUUAAGACUCUAAUUGUAUGGGAAAACUUGGAUAUUAGCAGGGUUAGUGUUGUUCUUGUUUCUAACUUUGUCGCCGCAACUGGGGUCGUUGAUGUUGGUGUUCUUGUCGCCUGUUUGGGUGAUAUUCCUCCAGAGAGAUACAUGAUUAAGUUAAGAAUAGGAGUUUCAGUAAAAGAAGGUUUUAAUGAAUUUGUCAAGGUAGAAAAUAAUUCUGGUAGUCACUCGGGAUAUAAAGUCACUGGUUACUGCAUAGAUGUGUUUAAAGCUGCAUUAGAUGAGCUGCCAUACGAUGUUCCCUAUGAUCUCAUUCCUUUUCAGGAUAGCACAGGCAAAGCUGGAAGUUACGAUGAUCUUGUGUACCAAGUGAAUGCUCAGAAUUAUGAUGCCGCAGUUGGAGAUAUGACUAUUACAGCCAGUCGAUCAGAGUUGGUUGAUUUUACGUUGCCCUAUGCGGAAGGAGGGGUAUCAAUGGUGGUGCUAGUGAAAAAAGAUAUGAGCAAGGAUACAUGGAUAUACCUCAAGCCAUUGGAGUGGAAGCUCUGGGUAACAACAGGGACCUUCUUUUUUAUCAUUGGUGCUGUCGUUUGGAUUCUCGAACACAGAGUAAAUAGGGAGUUCAGAGGAGGGCCUCAUCCUUUGUAUCAGUGGGGCACCAUGCUCUCUUUCUCCUUCUCAGCACUUGUCUUUGCACAGAAGGAAAGAGUGCUAAGCUCUUUGGGUAGAUUUGUAAUUGCAAUUUGGCUUUUUGUUGUGCUAAUUAUCACACAAAGUUAUACAGCAAAUUUGACAUCCAUGUUAACGAUUCAACGAUCUGAUCCAACCUACACUGAUGUUAAUGAACUUAAGGAUGGUCGGUACAAUGUUGGUUAUCAGGAAGGUUCGUUUGUGUUUGGAAUGCUAAAACAGAUGGAUUUUCAUGAGUCCAAUCUUAUAAUCUUCAAGUCUCCUAAAGAAUUUGACGAUGCUUUCUCGAAUGGUACAAUUGUUGCUGCUUUCGAGGAGCUCCCGUACAUUGAACUCCUCCUUGCUGAAUAUUGCGGUAAAUACAUGAUGGUCGGGGAAAUCCAUCAAAAUGAUGGACUUGGUUUUGUAAGUCUCUUCUUCUCUUUUCAACAAUUCCUAUAGAUUUGAUAUGUCGCAGAUGUCGCUGUAGUACGGUGGUGAAGUGUUGGAAACUCGUCAGCAUGCAUCUAUUGUCAUUGAUCUUGGUUUGGCACUAGUGGCCUCGAACUUGCAUGAAUACUCUUUUGUUCAAAGGUUUUCCCAAAAGGUUCUCCCUUGGCUCCUGAUAUUUCAAGAAAAAUCUUGAGCAUAAGAGAGGCAGGUAAAACGAAAAAGCUUAAACGAGCUUCGUUCAAGACUGAAAGAUCUUGUUCAGACAGGGACCCCUUCGCUUCAUCAAAUAGUCUUACUCUCAGUAGCUUUUGGGUCCUUUUCCAGAUAACAGGACUCUGUGCAGCAUUCGCAGUAAUUGUUUUCUUAUGCGAAAACAAACAAAUCCUGAACGAGCCAAAUUCUACAACCUGGGAAAAAAUCAUCCAUCUGCUUACAAAGUUCUACGAAUAUGACGAGAAUCGCAUGAUCACAUAUUUUGAAUGCAAUCCUGCGUGCAGUGAGCGAAAUAAAGCCGCCGUCAAUGGAGAUCAGCAUGCAGCAGAAACUGUAGAUUUUGGUGAUUCACCUCCACUGGUUGAGAAUUCUCCAUCAAUAAUGGGUUACGGAGACGUCACCCCACAGAAUGGCAACUUUAAUACAGCAAGAAGAAACUCUACAACAUUGAGUGCUGAUUACGAUAUAGAUAUUGGAUAUUUUACACCUACAUCAGAAGGUGAUAGUACAGAAUUUGGAAAUUCUACGCCAGGAGAUGACGAUUCCGUGUCAGGCGUUAGAAACUCAACUUUACACAUUUUAAUGACACAGCAAGUUCAUAGGGAUUUUGAGGAACAUUAAUCUUUAGAUUUUAUACCUAUCUGCACGGAGUUUGGAUUUAAUUUUAAUUCUUCGAAAUUGUUUAUGUCAAAAAUGUCUGUAGAUUUACUGAUUUCAGUUGUGCAGUGUAAUUUUUUUAAUUGUUGAAAUGAUUAUUAUCUUAACUUUUCUAGUC